CAACCGUUGGCUUUUUUUCAGUAUGAAACGUGUGUUUGUGUCGUGUAUAGCAGUCGUGCUGCAUAACUGCUCGCUCUGUAUAUUUUGAUAUUGACCUUAAGCAAUGAUGAAGUGUCCGUCAGAAUAAGAAGUGGCAACAAACGGAUUUCCAUGGGUUGGGCCCAGCAGGACCUCCACCUUCAGGAAAGAAACUGGCAAAAAUAAAGAGCGAAAAUGAAAAGGGCAUGAGAUCACCGGCGUCACCAUCACCCCCUUCACUAGCACAACAGUGCGCCUGAGUCGACAGCACCACGUGAUUCCAUCUCUCCCUUAUUGUCCCCUCACUCUCUUAUCGCGAUCUGUGUAUUCUGGAUCUUUAUCUUGUUGCACUCUGCCUCCUUGUUCGUUCGGUUAUCCAAUAACGAAAUUUUUCUGUGAUAAGUGAACCCACACAGUUACCUUAUUUACACAAAGUACCCAUGUUUAAUCAAUGCCAUUUUUUAUCUGUCAUUAUAAUAUGAUGAAGUUGAAAUGUGUUACUCGAGACUAGAUCCCUUUGAUUACCAUGACAUUACUGUGAAUAGUGUGAUCCGUAGGAAGUGUACGCAUACAUAAGCAUAGCUCGGAAGAUAUUUAGCCAUUUGUAAUGUUACUGCAGAAAUAUAUGUCACUAAAAAAAGCUACCCAACCUAUCUAUAGAUGCGUAAUCAACGAGUGAAAUUUUUGCAUUUAGAAAGUGUGUGGCAGUGUAUCUUGUUCAAUGGCGGAGAAUCGCUAGUAUUCUUUAGUGGUUGUUAAAGAAUCUAAUACUCACAACAACACGCAUUUCCAGGCUUUCUUUAGUUUGCCUAAAAGUGAACCAAAGUUAUGAAGUGCCUUUGAAUGUGCCUUUUAAAGUCGCUUAAGUUCUGGGAACAUCAGGCUUUUGUUAUAUCAUAGUUAUAUUUUUCUCAUGUUGAGAUUAUUCCUCGCCUCUUCUUUGGAGUGAAGUUUUCAAGUGGAGUAAAAAAUUGAAGAAAAUUUCGUUGGUUAAUAUUUGGUAUACUAUUCGUUUCGCUCUGUGCCUUCAUUUGGCAUUCCAAAAAGGGAAACCGAAAACAGGAAGACCUCCUACGCCUACACCUUCAUGCAAGUAAGUCACUUGAAUCAAGAAAUUAAGGCAGAAAUCAAAAUACCGAAAGGAAAUAAAAGUGUUUUUUUAUGCCAAAGUGUACAACAGCAGAUAUCCGUCAAUUCUGAGUAGAAGCAAAAUACCCGUUAUGAAUGCCACUAUAUAAGAAGUCCUAUAUAAGAAAACAGGAAUAUAUUAAAAAGUUGUUAACCAGAAACAGAGUUCUGGAAUAGUGUGAGAAGAGACCGAAAGAAAAAAAGGUCACUUAUUGUUGCCUCUAAGAGACAACCUUUGAGAGUCUCACCACGUGUGAAAGGAAAUUAUCCUACCUGAAAGAACAUUAUAAAAAUAAAUAAAUAAAUAAAAACCACCGCCAGUCUGGAUAAGCUAACGAUCAAAAUGUCGACACCUCCCAAGGAUUACCGGCGAGAAAUUGAUGCUGUUUACCCGGAGCCGUUGUCGAGGCUCAACCGAAUUGUCGAGCCCCAUCCACAUGCCUACAAGAGGGCCAUCAAGAAGAAGAUGAACAGGACUGGUCGCUUCAGGACCACCCCAGUCACCUUUGAUGAAAUCAAGGAAGUGGACGAGGAGAACGAGGUGGGUACUGGCGAGGUAACCGAAGAAAGUGCAGCAGCGGCCACCAAGUCCGAGCACGACCUCCGUCAGCAGUUCGAGAGAUUCCUGGAGAGGAUGGACCGUCGCAGAGCUCACCCGCCCAAGACAAUAUUGGAGGGCGUCGACACACUUGCCAGGGAGGCUCCAACUUGCACGAUGGCAGACGACGAAUUCCCCAAAAACUACACUCGAAAGUCGCGUCCUUCCAUAUGAUGGCUCUGUAUUCCACUGACGUCACUCCUGUAUAUACUGUACACUUGUUUUUUUCAUACAAAUGUAUUCAUCUUUUAUAAAGGGCGAGCGAGAGGCUCUCCAUGGCUUUCGUCUCCGUCUUACGAAAGAAAAAUGAAACUAAAUCGACUCAAUUCCUUGUUGUGUAGUUCUUGUAGAGGGGCUGUCGGCAACAUUUAUGAUAUAAUUGUUAAUAAAGCACAUAUUUUUCAUCUUAGGCCGACGUCUACUCUUUCAAGGAUCAUCAAACAGACAAGUAUGAAUCAAAUUAGAGUAGGAGAUGCACUUGUAACGAAAUAAACUUGAAUGUAUGUCGUUUUUGUUUUUUGUAAGAUUUAGAUUUUCUUUCUUUUAGAUUUUCAAUGAAUAUAUAUCACUACCAUUUCAGUUUGUGCAUAUGCAUCUUAUGGACGGUCGCUCCUUGAUAAAACUAUUAAGAGGCUUGUUGAUAGGAUCUACUAUAUCUACUGUGGGAGCCAGUGCUCCAGUCUUAUAAUCUUAUUGUUACAGACCGUCCAAUCGACGAAGAACGUUUGUUUACGCGAAGUUCAUGAUUAUUUGAAGCAAGAAUCUCCCUUCGCCCACUUUCUGAAAGUCUUAUUCUGGAAUCCUCCUUUUUCAAGUUCUUAAAAUUCUGUCAUAUCCUCGACAAAAGUUUUCCUUUCUCCUAAGUUCGUAAAAUAUGGAAAUACAACUUGUCAUAUUGAUGAUAACUUGAAGUUAGAAACCUCCUUGCCAAAUUCUUAAAAAUAUGUAACAGAAAUCCACAGAUCACGUCUUAUUCGGAGAGGAAUUAACCUUUGAAAAAUCUUGGUCUGAUGUACCCAAUGAAGUUCUUGAAACCGCUGUAGCAAUCCAAUUCUAACAAGUUC
Messenger RNA from Macrobrachium nipponense, 2808 nucleotides. RefSeq lists its product as uncharacterized. The record is from RefSeq and is a predicted model, not a curated record. NCBI's taxonomy places the organism in Eukaryota, Metazoa, Arthropoda, Malacostraca, Decapoda, Palaemonidae. The coding region runs from base 1490 to 1918 and encodes 142 amino acids. The transcript is spliced from 4 exons.